Messenger RNA from Diabrotica virgifera virgifera (western corn rootworm), 11515 nucleotides. RefSeq lists its product as uncharacterized. Lineage: Eukaryota; Metazoa; Arthropoda; Insecta; Coleoptera; Chrysomelidae. The transcript has 5 exons. The record is from RefSeq and is a predicted model, not a curated record. Bases 316 to 1254 code for a protein of 312 amino acids.
GAUGAGAACGAGCAACUUGCGGGGUUUCAUGCGCUGUACAAAUCGCGACAGCCGUGGCCGCGGAUAAACAACCGGCUCGCUUCGAUCUUGUCCCGAGUUGCGAGAAUUUCGUGAGUGACUUUCAUGUUUUGCCGGCCCCCGAGGUCGAGUUAGUGUGUGAUUUUGAUUUUUUUGGUGGUGUUUAGUGACUAGGGCUUCGCGUCGAUAUUUGUGAAGCUUUGCGCGAUGUCCUAAUUAUCAAAAUUGACCGUUCUCUAUGGUGCUAACGGUGCUGUAAGAACAAGUCCAAUUACUCAGUAAUUCCUCCUGAUCGCCAUGUUAUCGUACAUGCUUCCGGUGGACGAGAAGCCUCCCACGGGUCCUAAAGGUCACCUGCAGCUCUCUUUGGGCGGCGGUGACCAUGUAGCAAACGGGAGGACUUCUACGCCCAUCUCCAAGGAAACGAGCAUCAGUUCGUUUGCUAGUGAUUUGACCACCGCCACGGCUAGCCACAGUUCGAUGACUCCGACCAGCACAAGUGAGAAAGGGAAGCCUAAGUUGAUGAUUAAUGGAAAACAUCCUACUCUUAAAAGGGUGUCUUUUGGUAGUUCCAAAGGAUCCAUGGUAGAAACACUCAUUUUUGAAACACCAGUACAAGAAGAACCUGAACCUAGUCCGAUACCCGAAAAUUGUAGUCCAUUUCCAGCUGAUCACGAUCAAACUGAGGCCGAACGAGAAAAGGUGAAAGUGAAAUUCUUUCAACAAUCGAAACCCUUAGAAGUCGACCUACCGAAUGAGCCUAUUUUUCCAGAAACAAAUUUCCUAAUGGCGUCUCCCGUAACAAUCAGCGAAACUAAUCACGUCGUCUAUAACAGGACCGAAAGUACUGACAGCGGAUGGGAUAACCCCUUCCGGCCAGGAGGAGACCUAAGCAGGGAAGCAGACGAAAUAGUAGAAUUAAUCAAAGGCGGCAAGCCCAUAACGCCCACGCCGGGUCAGCAGCCACCCCACAUCCCGUCGUCGGAAUCGACAGAACAUACUCCGUUGACCAACAGCAUCCAGGAACCAAUCACCGAGUCUCCCAAAAAGGCAGUGCCACUGCAGUCGGCGGCAACGCCAAAGAGCGCGAACGGUACCACCCCCAAGAACAACAGCAGCCCUCCCGGUACGGUGGAGGUUCAAAGAGUGACUGUUAAACCAGACGGUGACGGUUCACAGGUUGAGCACGUCACCAUCAAAAAGAAACCAAAGUGCGGGUGUUGUGUCAUACAAUAAUUUUUAGUAUUUUAGGAUUAGUUUUUGUUACUGUUGUUUCUCGUUUAUGAGGAUCGUAGUGUGAAAGAGAUCGAUUUUGAGGUUUAUAGGUACCCUGGUAUCUGUGAUAAGAUAACUGAAAUAUUCGAGAUUGCUUGUGAUAUCUGUUUAACCUUGCAGAAAGUGUUUAUGAUUACUCUAAAAAGUCUAUUUGAAGCUGUGAAAACAAUAGUAGCAUUAAUAACAGCAUUUAACUCAGCAGUUACAUACUUUUGCCAUUCACACAUUAAAUUGUUUUGAAUAUUCAUGGAAUAGGAACACCUAUCUUCGUCUAAUUUACUAACCGUUGCACGUCAUCCGCGUCAUAGCCUGUGACGUCACAUGGUACCAACACGAAAUAUUUAGGCGAUAGGGGUGUUCUUUUUUAGAAUUAUUUUGCCUAGUACACUGGAAUUACAGCCACUAGACAUAUUUUAUUAUAUACGCGUAGAAAUAAUAUUUGACGAUUUUUAUUAAUGUUAACCUAAAGAAACACAUAAUAAUAUAUGUUUCAUUUAAUUUGUAUAAAUGGAUUAUAAAGCGUUUUUAUGAAGCAGAUUUGUUCGAACACACUGUAACUGUAAUCGAACGAAGGUGCAUUUUAGAAUAAAUUAGUAACAUUUAUUUGACAGUUGCGGUGAUGACACUUCAUAUUUGUUUAUAUUCUUUACUAGGUAUAAGUAUCUGUUUUAUUAUUUACUGUUUUUAUAAUUUAGUUUACUAUAAAAAGAUCCUCUACUAUAAAAAUAUAAAUUUCACCUAAUUUUAUCACGACUUGGAAUAAUCAAUCGAGGUAUCUGACAACUUUUUUAGUUGUUAUUAUUUACUUAUUUACAUUAAAUACAUUUGUUUUGUUGUAUAAUCCACGUUUACAAUAAUUAUGUGAUAUAUUUUAUUUAAAACGGAUUCAGGAUUUUUUUAUACUUUGGCAACUAUGUCAACUUAGAUCUCUGGCGUAGAUAAUGACGUGCAACGGUAAGUAAAUUAGAUGGACUGUACCUAUAGGUGUUUUACAAAUGCUGAUGUCAGAAAUUAAUGUCAACGACACUGCCUUUAAAUUAGUACUGUCUGAUUAAAAUUAUAACCAAAAACCUGUAGUGUUGAUAUUCACUUUAUAGACUUAGCCAAAACUAAAAAGAUGGAAUGAAGGAUUAGUUCAGGAUGCAAAAACAAUAAUAUCUACUAAUAGUUUUAAAGAUCAUCUCAAGAAUGGUUUAGAAAGUGGGCUAUCAAACUUUUACAUAUCAAAAAAAUUAAUUUUGACAUGUCAGGUAUCCAUGAAGAUUUGAAUAGUGUAUUACAUUAUUAUUAGCCAAUUCAUACAUAUAGAUGUAUAUUCAUGCAUAUAUUCUUCAAAUUACAGAAUUUAAUGAUGAUUCGCACAUAUUUGUAUUUUAGUAGUGAAAUGAGACAUCAUUUGGUUAUAUUUCUAUAGAUAAGUUCGUUAAACUAAUACUGCCCAAAUCAUGCAACAUGAGCCAAAUCAUAUAGUUAAAUAUUUCUUGACGAAAUGUAAAAUUUGUAACCAAAAUCAUACCAAGUGAGAUUAAAUGGAACAUGGAAAAUGGAGGUGCAUUAAUAUUAUCAUAGUCUGUCUACAGAGAGUUAUGAUGUCCUCAAAUUUUCUACACCAUUCUCCUUUGUUUCAAUACCCUAUAUGUACACUUAAGCUUUGGUCUGUCACGCUUUUGGCUUUCUACAGGCUCGGCAAUAUUUAUUCGUCUUAUCAUCUUUGUUUCGUAAUCAUGAAUCGUACUUCCUGACCAUCUUUUCUACAACUACACACACAAUACUCUAGUGAGAACCAGUGACCAAGGUCACUGAUUCGCUGAAUAGGCACACAUUUGGAGAAGAGGCAAUUUUUAGAGGAUUCACAGAAAGGAAAGGUAAAAAAGGGAGAAAGGCGCAUAGCUCCACCUCUACGUGCGCGGCCUCGCCGCAGAAAGGCCUCUCGGAUGCCCCAUUUCUCAGGGCAUCCAAGAUCAAAAAACAAUAAAGUCUUUUCAACGUUAUUUCUGCGAUUGGGGAGGGAUACGGUGGUAACUUGUAGGUCAGGGGGUACCGUCUCCUUGAGGCGUGACCUCUCUGAUCUUCGGAUAUGAGGACACCUUACUCCGGAAAUCACCUGGAACUGGGAUUUACUUUGUUGUGUGUGUUGUACAACUACAAGUUUUUCGUGUUUACAAAAAUGUUACUACUUAAGUAUGUUUUUUAAGUGUAACCUUCGAUUUAAAAGUGAAGGUGAUCAGCAAGCAGCUGAUCCAUAAAUUAAUAAUAAACUGCGUUUUCCGUACGUAUCAGUCGCAUUUUUUGAGAGAAUGCUUAGUUUUUGGAUUAAAAAAAUAUUAAAACUUUCAUUCCUUAUUUCCUAAUUAGUUUCAACGUUUAAAUGAAUGAGGAUCUGGAUGAAUUUUUACCAGAUUUAUCUAAAAUCCUGUCUUUCCAGUCUUUAUCUAAAAUCCAGUCCUGUCUUUUUGUGUACAGCUGAACACUAAUUUACAAUGCACAAAUAAGUCAAAAGACUUAUUGAUCCAUCGGACCUUGACUUUUUCUGCGUUUUUAGCUUAUUUAUAGUGAAGUAUGAAAGUUACGAUCGGGGUUCAGUCAAUUUUUUAAAUUAGUGACCCAAGUGGUUUUUUAGAUUGUCUCUGGAAUCGCUCAAUUGAAGAAUGCGCUUAAAUUGAUCCACUAACUGAGGGUUUUCAAACACGCAUCUUUUCUUGACCUUGAGUGACGAUUAUGUUAAUUUUUCUGUAAGGAUACUAUAAUAUUAUAUACUAGUAAACUCCUUUUCUUUCCUCUUAUUUUACAAGUAUAUCAUCGUUCACAAAGUAUAUCGCCCAUUUCAAACCAUCAAUUUAAAUGGCAUGAAAACGCUACAUUGUUUAAUUUCAGAGCUAUUCAUCGCCACCGUUAUUGUCGUACACUUGGCAUAUGACGUAGAAUAUAUACGUCAUACGUCAUUGGUAAAUACCAAUUAUAUACCAAAGACAUAUGACGUAUAUAUUGUACGUAAUAUGUCAAAUGUACUAGAAAUAUGGCGGCAAUGAAUCGCCUCAUAUAUGAAAGUUUUCAAAUAAAGUGUUGAUGUGUGUCAUUAUAGCAAAUCGUUAUGUAAAUCAAAUUCGUUAUUUAAUAUUCUGCACUAAUGACGUUCCUGCAACAGGCUGUCGAUGUUUUAUGCCACAUAGAUCGUUGUUCAUAGAAUCAUCGAUGUUCGUUAACCAAUUUUAUGCCUUAAUAUUAUUGAGUACAGUCCCUACUUCUUAAUACUUUAGUUGAUGACCAUUUAUAACUGAAAUUUUCCUCAAAAUUAAUACAUAUAAUUCAGAUAAUGAAUACUAAUUAGUGUAUUAGGUACAUACUAAAUACACUUUCCAUAACUACUUUUACUUAAAGUAUACAGAUACAUUUAGAUUAUGUGACGUAACCAGUUAGAGUAUUGGGAAUGGGACCGGUAAUUUACAAUAGGUUUUUAAUAAAUUACUCUUCUAAGAGCUUUCAUUCCUACUACAAGUGCUUGUUGGUGUAGUUAGUAACAAAAAAUUUUAAAAGAACGUUUUAAUCUCAUACUAAGUUUGAUAAAUAUUUUAAAUUUUUUAUUGUGACUUCUAGUAAAUUAUAGUAGUACAAAAAUGUUGUUGAACUAUCACAAGGUAUAUUAAAAUUAAAAGGGAUUUUUAAUCAAAAUGACUAAGUAUAUUUUUCGCAAUAGCUUCUGUUAGGAAAUAUUUAAAGAAAAUAUAACGUACAAAUCUAUAUCAAAGUUACAAAGUAUAUAUUUUUAACUUAAUAAUAAACAGUAAUAAUUAUAAUUAUUGUAUAUUACAGUGCAAUGAAAAAAUAAAUCCGAAAGUAGACAAAACAUGUGCGUAUAACCAAUUAUAUAUUGAGUGUUUGUAAAUAUACAUUUGUUGUCGACCAAAAAAGAUAUUGUAUAUUAAUUAUGUUCACUCUCAUCAUUUUUGUUACUACUCAAGCAGUGCUUAAAAUAUUUAAGCGCCAUCUGCUAAUACUGAUUUGUACUCUAUAGGAAUCUACUAGUUUAUAGUAUUAAGGUAACUAGGUUAGGUGGCGCAUACAAAACAUUGUAAAAAAGCAAGCAAUUAUUGAAUUAUUUAUAUUUUAGCGUAUUUUAUCACAGAUACCUAGCUAAGUGAUAUUGAAAACGUGAUCAUUUCGAUCUUUUCCCACACUAUAUUAACAAUAUGCUUAUAAUACAUUAAAAGGAUAUUUGAGAGACAAAGCAAACUAAAAACAAGCAUAGUGUUGCUUUCUCUAACAAAGUGCAGGACAUUUUAAACAGGUUUUUAAAUAUGGAAUUAGACUGAAAAAAUUUUGAAAUUGAAUAUUUAAAAAGAAAUUGUAAGAUAAAAUUGUAAAGACUUGAAUGUGUUGAAAAAACUAUUUACAUUUUUGUAGAAAAUAUUUUUCUUUAUAAUAUACAGAAGCUAAACAGUUCUUAUGCAUUUUGUAUACUUUUAAGGAAUCACACAGUUGUAAACAUACGGCUAGUGCGGCCCUUGCUCGACAGUAUCCCUUGUAAUUGGACAAAUCCAUAUAAAUCAGGGACGGUUCUAGGGUUUUGAGCGGCAAAUUAUAAAAAAAAAAUAGUAAAAAGAAGGCCAAAAAGUUAUGCAAGAUAUGGAACCACAUAAAGUCUUCACGUUAUGUUAUCCUAUAAAUACAUUGUUUUAUUAAAAUUACAAUUAUCCGAAUCUCGUGGAUACGUGAAAUUAAGAUCAAUUUCAACGUAGAAUGAAGUAAACACUUCUGUUGUAUGUAGGUAUAUCAAAUUAUUAAAAAAAUCCUUAAAUUUUAUCCACGAGGUAGUGGAAAAUUACAAAACAGAAAACGUUUUCGGUAUAAACUGAACAUCAUCAGUGUGAACGUCCAUUGUACAAGUAUUUUGAACUAGCCACUUCAUUUGGUGUAAAAACCUCUAAAUUAAAUUAUUGGUAUAUUUAACAUUAUAAAGUAAGCGACAUUAAGUCGAUGUGUUAAGAUCAUUGAAAACCAUGUGGAUGUAAUUCAUCCUUGAUCUAAAGAUGCACGUAGUGCUCAGGUGAGAGGUAACGACCAACUGACUGAUUACUUUAUAAUGUUAAAUAUACCAGCAAUGUAAUUUAGAGGUUUUUCCACCUAAUGAAGUGGCUAGUUCCAAAUACUUGUACACCGGACGUUCACACUGACGAUGGUCAGUUUAGACCGAAAACGUUUUGUGUUUUGUAAUUUUCCAUUACCUUGUGGAUAUAUUUUAAAGAAUUUUUAAUAAAUUCAUAUAUACCUACAUACAACUGAAGCGCUUACUUCAUUCUAUGUUGUCUUAUCGACGAUAUACAGCCAACUACAGGGUUUACCCUUUUUAAAGUUUUAAAAUCAAUUUUUUUUGUUAUCAAAAAAUCAAAUGCAGUGAUAUGGACAUUGAUAUGCCGGACUUGAAGAGGGCCAGGUUGAUGAAGAUGGUUUAGAAACCUGUAGGAAUGGUUUAUCAUAGCGUCUGCAGCCCUUUUCUGAGUUGUUGACUACAAAAUUAGUAUAACCAAGUGCUGUUAAUGCAAAGUUUAUAGCAAGACAAGAUUAUUUAACCAUUAAAGCGUAUGACAGACACUAGUCUGGAGCGCUCCUGUAUCUUGUAUCACUGACUAAUCACAUUUUUUCAGCUAUUAUGAAUUCUAGCUAUACAAAUGGUUUUUUUUGCUCACCUGGUUUCACCAGUAUGGCUAUAUGUCCAUUUAUAUUGACAAAGGGACUGAAUUUCCAUAUCUUUCGAAGAUGUAUAAUGUACAAUGAAUAAUAGCUGAUGCUUAAGUUCUAUAUAUUCCUAUGAUAUACAAACGCUAGAAUUUCCACAAAAGUUCUUAUUGACCGAAUGAACCAAACCACAUUUAUUGUCAAAAAGUAUACUACCAAUAAUGAUUUUCACAAAAUACGUAUGAACUGUGUCGCGUAAACGCCAAAAUGUAAAUAAUUUUUGUUAUGGAGAUAAUUUUGGAAUCAUGAAUAUCGAUCACAAUGCAAGAAGGUGUGCUUCAACAUCUUUUUGCAUUCUGACCAACACUAUGUACCUUAAGAAUAUACAAUAGUUACAUACGUUAGGGAAAAUAUAUUUAAAGAAUCUACUGGCAACAUUCUUAGGCUUGGAUCCCGCGUACCAAAAAAAAGUUUAUUAAUAGCAAGCUGAAAACUUGUUAAUAGUUUAUCGGUGUCUAGUCGGACAAACUUUGAUGUAGGUAUGGGAACACUGGAACAGGGGAAGUUUUAAUUGUGAAAGGUGAUUUUAAUUGUAAAACGUGUCAGCCUGACAAGUUUAUGAUUUUGAAAACUAGCAGGUUUUUUUUAAGUUUAUCCAAUAGCAAACUUUAUAAUUGUAAUAUAUGGAAAAAUGUUUGUGCGACAAAUAUGUUGGGCAUUCCCACAUAACAAUUUCAUGUUCUUAGUAGAUUCAUGGAACAUACUUUUCAGAAAAAGUAUAUACUAAGAAUAUGCGUAAUUACCAUUGCGAAUGUGCAGAGCACAUACUGAGUAUAUACUACAUUGCAGUACUUAAACGUUCUAUGUAUAUACUUAGAAUGUACUACCGCACUUCUUUUCAGUAUAUACUAAGAAUAUACUUUUUAGAACAUUCCAAGGACGUGCUAUAAACCUUCUAUUUAUAUACUUAGAACGUACUACCGCACAUCUUUUUAGUUUAUACUAAGAACGUACUUUUUAGAAUAUUCCAAGGAAGUGCUAUAAACCUUCUAUUUAUAUACUUAGAACGUACUACUGCACAUCUUUGUAUUAGAAGAAUAUAUUUUUAAGGGUAUUCUAAGAAAGUGCUAUCAAGUGCUAUAUUGCUCAGAAGUAUGUUUUCAGCAUCACCUAAUCUCAUCUUAGGUUCUACUGGUUCUACCAAAUACCUAUUAUAUUUACAUAUUUUAAUGGCAAAUGAGAAUGCAGUUAGUACCUACAUUCUGCAAUAUUACUUAAAAAGUAAGUAGGUACAUAUUUAUAAAUUUUAGUUAUCUAUAAACUAUUAUAUUAUAAUAUUUAGCUAAACGAAACUAUGUAUGAGUAACUAAAAUUUAUAUACUUAUAUGUACUUACUUAUAUGUAUUUAUUAAAUAAUAUUAAGUUACCAAAAUAGAUUAUUACUAGUACUUUAUUAUCAUUCGCCUUCAUCCUUAACACUGCCACACUGCAUAGAUACAUAUUUUCGUUUUCAUAUUUUACCGUUGUUUCCUACCCUGAUCCAUUCAUAUAAGAAAUGGUCAGAAUAAGACAAGACGGGGUUAGGGGGAUAUGUAUUGUGGAAGUGGAAUAACAACAUCGGUGCACCGAUGAGUGUUGCCAAACGGAGGGAAAUUUCACUUUUUGCGGGAAUUUUUAACAUAAAAGGUGAUAAAGGGAAAAGUUAACUCAAAAGGGAAUUUUUGUUCCAGUCCAAAUUAUUAAAUAUUAAAAAAAAUCAAAAUAUUUGAAAAUAAUUAAACAUAUCUUCUCAGAUUUUGUAAACAGGAGGGAAUUUUUUUAUAAAAGUGGGAAUUUUUAAGGUUGACGGAAAAAGCUUACUCGAUGGUUGGCAACACCAAAGCCUUUAGUUGUGGGUUUUGGCAUGCUUUGGUUCUGGAAUGGCCCGUAGUAUCACAGCCUCCCGUAUUGAAUUGAAUGUACCUAAAUUCAAAUUCCAACGAUGUAAAAAUACUCGUGAUAAACUCGAAAUGGUAAAGUUAUUUCAAUUAUGAAAACGAAUUUUUAAUAAUAAACGUUAAUAAAAUUAAUCGAUACAUUUUUGGCAAAGUAACGUAAGUGACUUUUUGGCGAAAAUCAUGUUUUUCCAUUAAAAUAACGCUAUUAUUGUUUGGAAGGUACUGCCAGAGUGUAGUAAGCCUAGAAUUACUUUAAACAUAAUAUAAUAUGUAUGGGCUUACUACACUUUGGCAGUACCUUCUAAACAAUCAUAGCGUUAGUUUAGUGGAAAAACAUGAUCUUCAAAAAUGUCACUUACGUUACUUUGCCAAAAAUGUAUCGUAAUGUUUAAACUUUUUUACCAUACAACAAUUUUGAAAUGAAAUUCUUCCAAUACUACCUACAUACAUAAAUUUUAUUAAUUAUUCUAAAAUAUAACGAAGUUGAUAAUCUAUAAGGCUAAUAUUAUACUUCCUAUACAUACAUAUUAUUUUUAAGAUAUUUUAAAAGUAUCUACUUAUAAGUAUGUGUUAUGAAUGUACUUAUAAGUACGUGCUAAGAAUAUUCGAUAAAGGUAUAUUCUAAGAAUAAACUUUUACGAAUAUUCCGAGUUACUACGUACACGCAUGUACUCGGUAUAUUCGGUACGAGAAUAUACUUUAAAGUAUAUGCAAAGAACAUGAAAUUUAGAAUAUUUUUUAAGGUACAUGCUAUGCUUGUACUAAAAAGAAUAUACUCCGACGAAUGUUGGUAGUAUAUGCUUAGAACAUGAUACGAACAUCAUUGUUAUGUGGGUUUUAAUAAGUCCUACACGUAAAACAUGUCAAAUGACAGGAAUUAUAUUGGUGGUAAAUAGCAUUCUAAUUUUUGCAUGAGAUUUUAAUGAAAGGGUAACAAAUCAAUUGGAAGUUUUCUCCGACAAAAUACAUGGGACGUUCCACAAUUAAAACUUCCCCCUGUUCAGUGUUCCCAUACAUCAAAGUUUGUCUGACUAGACACCGUUAAGCUAUUAAUAAAUUUUCAGCUUGCUAUUAAUAAACUUUUUUUGGUACACGGGAUCCAGGCCUAUCUGCUUCUUACCUAAUAUAUAGGAAGCUUUUCGGCAUCUAACCCAUUUUGGAAAUGUUCAGAAAAUCUUUAUAUUUUUGUUUGUUUUUAUGAACUAAAUGAAAAUUUAUUGGUCGGUUGUUUUUGUUGAGUGGUUAUUGUAAAAAUAUUUUAAGAAUAUUUUUAUUAAUUACCUAUAUUUUAUUUUUUUAACUUUAGUAUUUUAAGGUUAAUUAUUAAUUUUUCAGUGUUUUUCUAGACAUGUGUAUUAUAUUUGCAACGAUCUUGUACAAAAUUUACAUAGUAAGGAGUCAGAUAUAUAUACUUAUUUUAUAUUUUACAUUAGCAAUAUUAAUUUUUAUUUCAUUAUUAGUCUAUAUAUCAGAAAAUAUACUUAUUAGAGCAUGGAAAAUUUAAUAGGCUAAUCUAAAUCGGGAGUUCAGCUGUUAUUUAGGUCACUAGACAAUUUUUUGGGCCUACUUUUGUUACUACUGUAACGAUUAGAGCAGAUUUUUAAAUUAGUUCCUGCAUCAAGUUUAACAAGCAAUUUUUAAAUCUUUAACUGUGAUGUGACAGAUAUAUAUGAUACCAAACUAUUUUAUAUCUUUAAAUAUUAUCUAUAAUUUACAGCCAACGUGUGUAUUUUCUUGAGCUUAUAACUCAAAAUAAAAAUCUGGUCUGGGUUAAUAGUUUAAGCCUGCUUUUUUUGGCAGAAGAUUCUCUAAAGAUUCACUUUAUUAUCAGCAAAAAAUUAACUGUUAUUUGGAUAAGUAGUUAUAUCUUUGUUUUAUAUAUUUCAGUUCAAUUGUUCAUAAAGAAAGAUGACGAAUUCUUGGACUUGGUUUAAAUAUUAUGAUUAUUAAUGUUUGUAAGAAGACCACAUUGCAAGAAGAAGAAGAAAAUACGUUACGAAAUCGAAUUUGUCUGAAACUUUCAUCAAAAAGCUUUUCUUAAAUAAAACGAUAGCUAGAAUAAUAUAAUGUUUAAAAUUUUUUAGACGAUAUCAAUAUUUCUUAAUAUAGUAACUAAAAAAUUACUAUACUACGUUCACUCGCAACAUAAGCUCAGACGCCAGUUUCAGACACGUGAUCUGUGGGUGUGUGGUGUCGUCGCAGCUUGUCAUUGGUUAGAAAUGAAUUUAUAACCAAUGACAAGCUGCGACGUCAUGACACACCCACCGGUCAGGCGCCUGAGCUUAGCUUGGGAACAAACGUGGUAUAGAUUUAAAAAACAUAGUAACUGUAGGUCUUUCUUUUAAAACUAAUGUGUUGUUAAAAUCAGUUUUGUAUAUACUUAUUAACUUAUGGCAAAUCUACAUAUAUGUUUUUGAAAAACACUGUUAAUAUUUUCUUUGCAAUUCCAAAAUAUAAACUAACAUUUGUUUUAGUAGUAAAUACAUUAAUGUACGGACGUUGUUUCAAAGAAUAUGAAAGUAUGUAGGUUCUCAAACAUAUACAAUUGUGUCUUUUUUUCAUUUUAAUUUUAUUUUGUAAGAAGAUAUAUUUAAAUAAAUUAUUCACACAGA